This is a messenger RNA of Gaeumannomyces tritici R3-111a-1, 1164 nucleotides long. RefSeq names its product U2 small nuclear ribonucleoprotein A. The record is from RefSeq and is a predicted model, not a curated record. Gene Ontology annotation, molecular function: protein binding; U2 snRNA binding. Gene Ontology annotation, biological process: mRNA splicing, via spliceosome. The transcript has 5 exons. The coding region runs from base 160 to 906 and encodes 248 amino acids. NCBI's taxonomy places the organism in Eukaryota, Fungi, Ascomycota, Sordariomycetes, Magnaporthales, Magnaporthaceae. Gene Ontology annotation, cellular component: U2 snRNP.
CCCGCCCAAGCAGCAGCUUCACAAGUGACGGUGGAAUUUCUUGCACCGCGCCAGCCUCGCGACGCGACCAUUUUGCCUGGAUCCCUCGCCAGAGCCAGAGUCGCCCCGACCGACAGCAGCCGACCAAGGUAAAGCAGCACGCGCCACGCGACCGCCGCCAUGAGGUUGACCGCCGACCUAAUCAACAACUCUCUCUCCUACAUCAACCCUCUGAAGGAGCGAGAGCUCGACCUUCGAGGACACCGAAUCCCGGCCAUUGAGAAUCUGGGUGUUGCUGGUCCUCAAGAUGCCAUAGACUUCACCGACAACGACAUCGCGACGCUGGGGAACUUCCCCUUGUCCCCUCGCAUCCAGACGCUGUUACUCGCCCGGAAUCGCGUCGUCAACAUCCAGCCCUCGCUCGCCAACGCGAUCCCGAACCUCACCAACCUGGUGCUGGCCUCCAACAGCAUUGCCGAGCUCGCCGACCUCGACCCCCUGUCCGGCUUCAAGCGUCUCACGCAUCUGGUCCUGAUUGACAACCCUGUCACCAAGAAGGAGAACUACCGUUAUUGGGUUUUGUGGAGAUGCCCCGGUGUGAGGUUCCUCGAUUACCAAAAGGUCAAGCUGGCAGAGCGGGAACAUGCUACGUCGCUGUUUGGGACAGCCGAAGAACCGACGGAGCUGGCUAUAAAGAUCAAGGGCAACAAGUCCAAGACGGGCGCCGCGGCAGCAACUAGCAAGACCGAUUCGGCGGGACUCACCUCCAAGCUGUCUCGGGUCAAGCUAACGGACGGGGAGCGCAAGAAGCUGCAGGAGCGCAUCAAGAAGGCAACCAGCCUGGAUGAGAUCCUGAGACUCGAAAAGGAGCUGAACGAGGGGAGGUUACCAGCAGGUAUCCACGGCAGUGACGCUAUGGAGGAUUGAAAAGCGGACGAGCCGCUGGCUUCCUCUCUUUUAUUUUCCUUGAUCAAACGUUUUGAUUCCAUACCUGGCGAGGUACGCAUGGAAGACAAAAGCAGUAAAUGGGCAGGGUGGUGGGCCCUCUUCUCGUGCAUAUAGCAAGUGUUUUGUAUACGGGUCGGAGCGUUUUCGCUGGCUUCACGGACAAGCAUGGAGGGUACAGAUAUUCCCUUGUUAUCAACAACAAUGCAUGACAGUCAAAGCAGAAAGUAUUGCCUGUCC